Aspergillus clavatus NRRL 1 is the source of this 1338-nucleotide messenger RNA. RefSeq names its product putative serine/threonine-protein kinase. NCBI's taxonomy places the organism in Eukaryota, Fungi, Ascomycota, Eurotiomycetes, Eurotiales, Aspergillaceae. Gene Ontology annotation, biological process: protein phosphorylation; spliceosomal complex assembly; regulation of mRNA processing. The transcript is spliced from 6 exons. Gene Ontology annotation, molecular function: protein kinase activity; ATP binding. The coding region runs from base 1 to 1338 and encodes 445 amino acids. The record is from RefSeq and is a predicted model, not a curated record.
AUGUCACCUCUUCGGCAGUUGACCUUGAAAUCGAGGCGUACUAUGUUCUCCUUCGCCAAAAAGUCACUCUGGCAGGUACCGCCCAGCUCGGGGCCGCCAAUUCCUCAACAGGAACUUGUUGACGAAGAGGUUUGUCCUGACUACAAUUCGGCGACAUUCUACCCGGCAAAGCCGGGGGAAGUACUCGCAAAGAAAUUUCAACUACUUGUCAAAAUCGGGUGGGGAUCUCAAUCAAGCGUGUGGCUCGCCCGAGACAUUUCCAGACUCAAAUGGCAGUCUGAAAAAACAGUGGCCCUGAAAAUAAUUAACAGUAGCAACGCUGACGAUGCUCGUCAUGAGAAGGAGAUUGAAAGCCAUAUUACACAGCGACAUUCAGAGCAUCGUGGCCGCGUAAUUCUACGGACGUGCCUGGAUGACUUCGAAGUAACUGGUCCGGAAGGAAAGCACAUGUGUCUUGGGCGUUUCAUUGAUCGCAAGAUUCCUCUCCCUAUUGCGAAGGCCUAUAUCUAUUUCCUCCUUGUUGGCCUUGAUUAUCUUCACUCAGAGUGCAAAGUCGUCCACACGGAUCUAAAGCUAGGGAAUAUCCUCAUGAGCUUUGAAAACGAAAGCAUUCUUAUCGACUUCAUUAAACGACAACAACCGAUGCAAUGCAAGGUUGAUAACGAGAGUGGCCGAAAUAUCUACCGCUGCCAUAAUGACUUUGGUGCUAUUGAUGGGAGAGAAAUCAAGAAUAUGGUUCCCAAAAUAGCCGAUUUCGGGCUCGCAACAAGACUGGACAAGCCGUCUACCCGAAAUGGAAUGGUAGGACAGCAACUGGGCAUUUAUCCUAUCCAACCGGACUAUUACCGUGCCCCGGAGGUAAUCCUUGGCUGCGGUUGGGAUUUCAAGGCAGAUAUUUGGAACUUUGGUGUGCUGCUGUGGCAUAUCCUUGGGGACAAGGAGUUGUUCCAGCAGGUACAUAAUACAAACGGCCAGUAUGACGCAAAGGCACACCUCGCGGAAAUGAUUGCCUUACUUGGCCCACCCCCUGGGGUAUUGCUUGCGAAAUCAAGGGCCACGUCAGAGCAUAACUGGCCCCAGCCUGUCAUGAAUGAUACUAGAGCACUCUGUAAUAAUGCCCAAGAGUUCUUUAAUGGCCCUUUCUUUGAUGCAGAAGAUAAAUUCUGCUAUAAUGAAUUAAUCCCAUCCAGAAGUUUAGAGGAUACAACUCUGUUCCUUGAAGAGAAUGAUCAAGAGGCAUUUCUAUCCUUUAUUCAAGAUAUGCUCACCUGGCUCCCAGAGAAGAGGAAGACAGCUCGCGAACUGAUGGAUCAUCCGUUUCUCAAACUUGGGGGUUGA